This is a messenger RNA of Fusarium odoratissimum NRRL 54006, 456 nucleotides long. RefSeq lists its product as uncharacterized. The record is from RefSeq and is a predicted model, not a curated record. Lineage: Eukaryota; Fungi; Ascomycota; Sordariomycetes; Hypocreales; Nectriaceae. The coding region runs from base 1 to 456 and encodes 151 amino acids. The transcript is spliced from 2 exons.
AUGAUUACUGCAAGCAAUGCUGGAGACCCUAAACCAGAGGAGACCCUUCGAACUCAGGCAAAGAAAUUUGCUCGUAUCACUGCUAUCAAUGAGCCUACCACCGCAAUCACAGCUCUCUCUAUUACUAAAGCUGUAUCAUCACUUGAUGAUAGACCUAAGCUCGUCAACAUCAAAGCCGUAAAGCAUGCUCUUGGUGGUCAGUACCUUAUACAUAUAUUCUUAGGCCCUGUUCCACCCAAGGAAUCUACCUGUCUAUAUGCCGUCUCUCCCAACCAUGUUAGAACAUUCUCUCCGCUGGGCCAAGACACCAAGACUUCUUGCGGUAAGUAUAAGGUCAACCAGGCAGCCAACAUGGAGGUUACGGGCCAGGUCCCUCUAACCAUUGCACUUACUAAGCGCUACUUCGCCGAUGAGUUAGAGAGUCUUUCUGAAGCCCAUAUCAUUAAAUACCUUUAG